AUGUCCAACAAUCAAUCAAGGGGUGAUAGGACCGAGUCUGGACAGUACAGGAAACCCGCCCGAUCCAGUAGUUUCCAUCAGCAGCGCCAUUUCUCCGGCGCCGUUAAGGGUGGUGGUGGAGGCGGAGGCUCCUCCUCCGCUACUACCGCUAAUCCCUCUAUCCCCGACCGCAGUCUUAAGAAGUCGAAUAGCAAUGUACAAGGGGGGCAAUAUAGGGUGCGCAGUCCGAAUGUGAACCAGGAUUCCAGUCAUUCAUUCCAAGCGCCUGUUGUACAGAAUGGUGCUAGCAAUGUACAAGGGGGGCAAUAUAGGGUGCGCAGUCCGAAUGUGAACCAGGAUUCCAGUCAUUCAUUCCAAGCGCCUGUUGUACAGAAUGGUGCUAGCAAUGUACAAGGGGGGCAAUAUAGGGUGCGCAGUCCGAAUGUGAACCAGGAUUCCAGUCAUUCAUUCCAAGCGCCUGUUGUACAGAAUGGUGCUAGCAAUGUACAAGGGGGGCAAUAUAGGGUGCGCAGUCCGAAUGUGAACCAGGAUUCCAGUCAUUCAUUCCAAGCGCCUGUUGUACAGAAUGGUGCUAGCAAUGUACAAGGGGGGCAAUAUAGGGUGCGCAGUCCGAAUGUGAACCAGGAUUCCAGUCAUUCAUUCCAAGCGCCUGUUGUACAGAAUGGUGCUAGCAAUGUACAAGGGGGGCAAUAUAGGGUGCGCAGUCCGAAUGUGAACCAGGAUUCCAGUCAUUCAUUCCAAGCGCCUGUUGUACAGAAUGGUGCUAGCAAUGUACAAGGGGGGCAAUAUAGGGUGCGCAGUCCGAAUGUGAACCAGGAUUCCAGUCAUUCAUUCCAAGCGCCUGUUGUACAGAAUGGUGCUAGCAAUGUACAAGGGGGGCAAUAUAGGGUGCGCAGUCCGAAUGUGAACCAGGAUUCCAGUCAUUCAUUCCAAGCGCCUGUUGUACAGAAUGGUGCUAGCAAUGUACAAGGGGGGCAAUAUAGGGUGCGCAGUCCGAAUGUGAACCAGGAUUCCAGUCAUUCAUUCCAAGCGCCUGUUGUACAGAAUGGUGCUAGCAAUGUACAAGGGGGGCAAUAUAGGGUGCGCAGUCCGAAUGUGAACCAGGAGUCCAGUCAUUCAUUCCAAGCGCCUGUUGUACAGAAUGGUGCUAGCAAUGUACAAGGGGGGCAAUAUAGGGUGCGCAGUCCGAAUGUGUCGAGUCAUUCAUUCCAAGCGCCUGUUGUACAGAAUGGUGCUAGCAAUGUACAAGGGGGGCAAUAUAGGGUGCGCAGUCCGAAUGUGAACCAGGAGUCAAGUCAUUCAUUCCAAGCGCCUGUUGUACAGAAUGGUGCUCAACGACAUCAGCCACCACCUGGAGUGUCUGAUGCAUUAGUUACAAGUAAGAGUGUUUCCCCGAUCGACACUCCAACUCAAAGAAUCACCCAAGCUGUUCCAAGAUCUCCGUCUUCUAAUGUUUCUAUUGCAGCUCCAUCUACCAGUGCUUCUACUGCUAGCUCUGAUACCAACACCUCUGCAGCACCUGCAAAGGCUCCAGUAGAUGCUUCCAGCUCAUUUUCUCUACAGUUUGGGUCUAUAAGUCCUGGACAUAUGAACGGAAUGCAGAUUCCUGCUAGAACAAGCUCUGCCCCACCAAAUUUGGAUGAGCAAAAAAAAGAUCAGGCCUGUUACGACUCUUUAAAAGCUGCACCUGCAGUGCCAACGCCAUCCAUUCCCAAACAGCGACUGCCGAUAAAAGACACAAGGGUCCUUGAUCAACCCAAAACUGGUGAAGCUCAGCCAGUAUCCAAGUCCAAAAGGGAUUUGCAAGUUUCAGCUGCACCUCCCACAACUCAAACUCAAAAACCGUCUGUACAGCCUAUGUCUGGGAUGUCCAUGCAAAUGCAAUUUCACCAGUCACAGGUUCCAGCUCAAUUUGGUGUCUCUAAUCCCCAAAUUCAGUCGCAGGCCGUGCCAACCUCUUCUUUGCCAAUCCCAAUACCAAUGGGGAUGUCUAUUCCUUUACCCAUGGGAAAUCCACCAAUGUUUAUUGCAGGUCUUCAACCACCACAUGCAAUGCAGUCUCAACGAUUGAUGCAUCAGGGUCAAAACUUGAACUACUCAUCGCAAAUGGGUCCUCAGAUUCCCCCUCAGUUGGGUAGCAUGGGAAUUAAUAUGACCCCACAAUUUCCCCCACAACAGGCUGCCAAGUUCACGGCUUCUCGUAAAUCAGUAAAAAUUACUCAUCCUGAAACCCAUGAAGAAUUGAGACUCGAUGGGUCAUUAGGUCCGAGCUCACACCCUAAUGUGCCACCUCCUUCACAGCCUAUUACAUCAUUUCCUACUAAUCAUCUGAUGAGCUAUUAUUCUAAUUCUUAUAAUUCUGGUUCCCUCUUUUUUACACCUUCAAGUUCUGUUCCACUGAACAGUGCCCAGGUUCUUCCGAGUUCUCAGCCACCGAGGUUUUAUAAUCAGGCAACCGUGAAACCAGCUGCUGGCUCUCAUGUGGAUAAAGGCAUAUUGCCAUCUAGUGCGAAGGGAGAAUCUAUGAAACCUGUAAGGCCACAUGGAGAAGAUUCGCGUCGGCCUCAAAAGGAUUUUGAACCUUCAUCUUCAAGCUAUUUGCAGAUGUCAAAGCCCAGUGUUGAACCAUCAUGUACUGUGUCCACGACAAGUAAACAGUCUGCUACUGUGUUAGGUUCUGUUAAUGUGGAGACUGAAGGGCCCAAAACUUUGUCUUCUGCUUCUCAAGCUCUUGUUGAUGAUAUUGCAUCUUCACAAUCAAGUGGUGCUGGAAAAGCUAGAGAUAGAACAGUUGAUGGACCUGACUCCAUUGCCGAUGAUCAGAAAAAACCGAGCAACAGAGUACAGUGGGAUCAGGUUUGUUCGCAAUCUCCAUCUGCUUCAGGUUUGUCCUCUCAAUUCCCAGUACCUGAAACUUUGGAAGCUAAAACAAGUAUUUUGUCACGAACUAGUGUGAUGUUGGAAACUGCAAAAGAGUCAUCAUUAAUAACUACAGCUACUGCUUCAGAGGCUUAUGAUUCAAAAGGUGGAGUUGCUGAAGGCAAGACAAGUCAGUCAUCAAAUAUUCUGGACACGAAUAAUGUGAAAAACAUGCCAUCAAACACUGAAACGUUGGGAAAAAGGGACAAAGGAGAAGUAAUCUUGUCCGAGAGUUCCAAACCACAUAACAGUAGCCCAGAGACAUCUUCAAAAUCUAUUUCUCCAGAAUCUUCUGAAAUCACUUCCAAUCAUGAAGAGAGCUCUUCUCAGGAGGUACCGGCCUUCAGCAGGGGCGGUAGUUUAUUGGAAACUGCACAGCAAAAGUUGGAAGAAUAUACUAGUUGCUCUGAAGAUGUUAGUGUGGUGGAUGAUUUAAUUGCAUCUACUUCCAUGCUGGAUGGUGGAAGUGCAAAUGGUGCAUCUGCUGGGGAUGAUAAGACCUCAGCUUCAGACGCUCCUUUAAGUGUGCCUGAUAGUGUAAAUAGUAAAGAAGCUUCUGUUUUGAACUCUGCUAUUGUAGACCAAGAUUCCCACCCUGUUUCAAUUCCAUCUCCUUCUGACAGUGUUUCAGAAAGUGAAAAUGAAGGUAUUGAGAACAAUAGUGUUGGAUUCGCUUCUCCACCACCUUCUGGCGUCAAAGAAAAAGUUAUGUUAGAGCCAAAUGUGGUAAAAAGUAUCACGCCUAGGGGGACGAAGAAUAAAGAGGAAUUAUAUCGAAAACCAGAAGCUGCUGGUACAAGUUCUGAUCUUUAUAUGGCAUAUAAGGGUCCAGAAGAAAAGAAAGAAACUGAUGCCCCAGCACAAAGCACAGAGAACACUCUGAGCAAUACUACUGAUGUGACUCAGGAUAUUGACGUAUCAAGUCUUAAAACUGGUCAGAGUAAAGUGGAGCCAGAAGAUUGGGAAGAUGCUGUUGACAUCUCUACUCCAAAGUUAACCAUGAAAAAUGAUCAGCAGGUUAAUGAUCGCGAUCGCGAUGGAUUAAUGACUAAAAAGUAUUCCCGAGAUUUCCUCCUCAAAUUUGCUAAGCAAUAUACUGAUCUUCCCGAGGAUUUUGAGAUCCCCCCAAAUAUGGCUGGUGCCUUGAUGGUCUCUAGUAUCAAUAUUUCACGUGAAUCAUACCCAAGUCCUGGAAAAAAAUUUGACAGGCCUAUUGGGGGGUCCAGACCAGAUUAUCAUGGAAGCGUCAUGGGUGAUAAGGACAAAUGGAGCAAACUACCUGUGCCUCUAAUGUCAGGGAAGGUAGAUAUGCGGAUGGAUAUUGGUUAUGGGGGCAACAUGGGAUUUCGGCCUGGCCAAGGAGGUAAUUUUGGUGUUCUAGUGAACCCUCGUGCACAGACACCUGGGGGAAUCCUUGCUGGACCAAUGCAGUCCUUGGGACCACAGGGAGCUCUGCAAAGGAAUAACUCCGAUUCUGACAGAUGGCAUCGUGGAACUGCCUUUCAGAAGGGUUUAAUGCCUUCUCCUCAGACACCGUUACAGAUGAUGCACAAAGCUGAGAAGAAAUAUGAAAUAGGUAAAAUUUCGGAUGAGGAAGAAAUCAAGCAGCGGCAGUUGAAAGCCAUCUUAAACAAGCUUACUCCUCAAAACUUUGAAAAAUUGUUCGAGCAAGUGAAGCAAGUCAACAUUGAUAAUGUUGUAACUCUCAAUGGGGUGAUCUCUCAAAUAUUUGAUAAAGCUUUGAUGGAACCCACAUUCUGCGAGAUGUAUGCUAACUUCUGCUUUCAUCUAGCUGUGGGGUUGCCUGAUUUGAGCGUAGAAAAUGAAAGAAUUAAUUUUAAGAGAUUACUUCUGAACAAAUGUCAAGAAGAAUUUGAGAGAGGAGAAAAGGAAGAAGAAGAGGCAAAUAAAGCUGAUGUGGAAGGUGAAGCUAAACAAUCGGAAGAUGAAAGAGAGGAGAAGAGGAUCCGAGCACGGAGACGCAUGUUAGGCAAUAUAAGACUAAUUGGAGAACUGUACAAGAAGAAAAUGCUGACAGAGAGAAUAAUGCAUGAGUGCUUAAAGAAGUUGUUGGGCCAGCAUCAGGAUCCUGACGAGGAAAAUAUUGAAGCCUUGUGCAAAUUAAUGAGCACGAUUGGUGAGAUGAUAGAUCAUCCCAGAGCCAAGGAGCACAUGGAUGCCUAUUUUGAAAUUAUGGCGCAGUUGUCAAACAACAUGAAACUAUCUUCUAGGGUGAGGUUCAUGCUGAAAGACUCAAUUGAUCUGAGAAAGAAUAAGUGGCAACAGAGGAGGAAAGUUGAAGGGCCAAAGAAGAUUGAUGAAGUGCACAGAGAUGCUGCUCAAGAACGUCAGGCACAAACUAGUAGGCUAGCUCGUGCUCCCAACAUUGGGUCUUCUGGUAGAAGAGGUCCACCUCUGGAUUUUGCUCCUAGAGCUCCCAAUAUGUCAUCUUCUCCUAGUUCCCAGAUGGGUGGUUUCCGUGCUGUACCCCUACAGCUUCGUGGCUAUGGUUCUCAGGAUUUUCGAUCGGAGGAGAGACAUCACUUUGAGAACAGAACGACUGUUUCUCUGCCUCAAAGGCCCCUCAGCAAUGAUUCCAUAACCCUGGGGCCCCAAGGUGGUCUUGCAAGGGGAAUGGCUUUCAGAGGGCAGCCAUCAGCACCUGGCCUUCCUUUGGUUGAGAUGUCAAGUCCCGGAGAUGCGCGCAGGAUAGAACCUGGGCUAAAUGGAUUUAGUUCUAUGCCAGAACGGACAGUUUAUGGUCAAAGAGACGAUCUCAGGCCGAGAUAUAUGCCAGAAAGGUUUUCUAUUCCAUCUGUUUAUAACCAAUCAAAUCCACAAGAGCAAAGUAAUAACCAUGGGAAUAGAGAUAUUAGAAAUGCUGAUCACUUCUUCGAUAGAUCUCUACCUACUUCUCCCUCUACACAAGAUUGGCCCCCAACUUCUAUGCAAGAUGCUUCAUCAGAAAAGAUGUGGCCAGAAGAGCGCUUGAAAUACAAGUCGUUGUCCACAAUUAAAGAAUUUUACAGCGCGAGAGAUGAGAAUGAAGUUGCUUUGUGCAUCAAGGAAUUGAAUGCUCCCAGCUUCUAUCCAUCAAUGAUUUCUAUCUGGGUUGCUGAUUCUUUUGAGAGGAAGGACACGGAGAGAGAUCUGUUGACGAAGCUCCUGAUUGGUCUUAUGAAAACUCGAGAUGGCAUGAUAAGUAAAGAUCAGCUCAUCAAAGGGUUUGAAGAUGUUCUCGCUACAUUAGAGGAUGCUGUAAACGAUGCCCCCAAAGCAGCAGAGUUUCUUGGCCGCAUCUUUGCCAAAGUCAUAAUGGAGAACGUCAUUUCAUUAUCUGAAGUUGGGCAGUUGAUCUUUGAAGGCGGGGAAGAGCAAGGACGUCUGGUUGUAAUAGGUCUUGCAGCCGAAGUCCUUGGGAUUAUCUUGGAGACAAUUAAAUCAGAAAAGGGUGAUUCCCUAUUGACUGAGAUCUGUUCAAGCUCAAAUCUGCGGCUCGAAAACUUUAGGCCUCCUCCAGGUUCUAACAAAUCUUGGAGACUAGAUAAGUUUACUUAG
Fraxinus pennsylvanica is the source of this 6477-nucleotide messenger RNA. NCBI's taxonomy places the organism in Eukaryota, Viridiplantae, Streptophyta, Magnoliopsida, Lamiales, Oleaceae. The record is from the annotation of a GenBank genome assembly.